AUUUGAUUGACAAAUGUUGUCGGUUGAAUCAUCAACCUUGCUAAGAUCCCUCCUGACAGCAAUAGCUCAAGGAGAAAUCAGUAUUGAAAAGCAGAGGAAAAAGUUAGGCAAGCUUGUCAAGUACGAACCCUACUGUGCAUUCCAAAGGAUAGACAGGAGAAGAACAGGGUAUGUCAGCAGCAAAGACAUACUUGCUUUUCUGAGAGAUAAUGAAUUUCAAGAGGAGACAGAAGCUGAUACUUACUACCUCAUGAAGUUCUUUGAUGUUGAUGAAGACUGUAAGCUCAACUACACUGAAUUCUUAACCCUUGUCCUUCCUUGAGACAAUGCUAAGCUUAGAAAUGAGAUAAUAAUGAGGCCUAACUUUUACGUUGGCUUGCUUGAUUUCCUUCCAAAGACGAUAGAGUACGAACUUUGCAAGCUCUUUGUUAAAGAGAUAGCUUUCCAUUCUAGAAUUGAGAACAUAAAGCAGGAGUUAGCUUCAAAGCCUGACUUUGAUUCUAAAUCAGGAUUCAAAACGAUUGAUGAUUGGAAUUACAACUAUAUUGAUUUUUCUAAUUUGAAAAGGUUUCUAAAAUCCACUGGUCAUAUAGCUACAAACAAAGAGCUUGCCGCUAUCAUCAGACGGUUAGAUCUAAAUGCAGACUCUCGCUUAUCCUUCGAGGAAUUUGAUGAAGGAAUUAAGCCUAUUGAGCCAUAUUCAAAAGUUACAUCAAAGAAUAAGUCUAAAGCUAAGAUAAGGCCUAAUACAGCUAAAUUGAGGUCAAAGAAAUUGAAAUCUUCAAUUAGAAAGAAGAAAGUAAAGAAGAGAUUUAGAAAAAUUCGACAUGCUGUUACCGAUCCUUCAUGUUGAGAUAAGAGGAGUAUCGAGCAAUAUGCUUAUUCCCAAAGUAAAGCACAGUCUUCUUUACCUGAUACCUCCAAACCCAAAGCUAGAGAGGGAGAGUCUACAAAGGAGGAGUUUGAUGCAUACAGGAGUCCUUCUGAAGCAAAGCUUGGGUAUGACUCGAAUCCUUACCACAAGUCAUCUUCAUAUUUUGAAAAUUAUGAGCUGGACAGCAGAUAUGGGUAUCCAGAGAGAAUGCACACAAGUGUGAGUCCUCGCCAUGCCAAGGAGCCUAUAAUGUACAGUCCAAGGAACCCUCCAGAUAGCAUGCCUGAGUUUGAAAGUACUCUUACGCGUGCUGAUGAAAGAGAACUGGUGAGCGCCCUGAAAGAUCUCCUUGAGAUGGAAGAAGAUUUAGAGAAGUACAAGAUUGACCUUAGCCUAAUGCCUGAUUUUAACUUGAUUGAUCUCUUCCGGACUUUUGAUACAACUGAUAAGGGUUACAUCACAUUUGAUGAAUUCAGAUCUGGCAUGCACCUCUUUAGUGUUCAUCCUAGUGAAGAAGAGGCCUUACUUUUGUUCACUCGAUAUGAAACUGUAGAGAAAGGAACCUUAACUUUUGGAGACUUUAGCAACAUCUUCUGUCCAAAGGACAAGGAGUGCAGUUUAUCUCUCAAAGCAAGGAAAGCUUUUUAUAUUAACAAGCAGUAUAAAAACCUUAACGAAUAUUUUAAUCCGGAAACAAGACAUGCAGUUGAGAAUUUACUGACUACCAAUAUUAGGGUAGAGUCAUGCGUUGACACAAUAAAAGACCAUUUAUCUCUACUCCCAUGAUUCAGUGCAAUGGAAGCCUUUAACACAAUUGAUAUGAAUAAUAAUGGAUAUCUUGAUAAAAAGCAGUUCAGCUUACUACUAGAAGCCCAUGGAAUCUACUCCAAGAAUUGAGAGUACUUAGUAGACCGAUUUGAUAAACAGAAGAACGGGAAAGUCAGUUUUAGAGAAUUCUCAGAUGGCUUCAGAAAGUACUAAAGGGAACUUAGGGUUGUUUCCAGUUCAAUUUUAUCAAUCUU
Messenger RNA from Moneuplotes crassus, 1896 nucleotides. Lineage: Eukaryota; Ciliophora; Spirotrichea; Euplotida; Euplotidae. The record is from the annotation of a GenBank genome assembly.